UUGAGAGGUCACAUUUCACUACCGGCAACAGCGCGUACCGCCUGUGAAGUCCAGACGGCGUCUGUUCGGAAGACAGCUGACACAGUCACCACGUCCUCUCUCAACCCGAAGUUCUACAAAAUGGCGCGUUUCUUCACGUUCUGUGUCCUUCUCUCCUUCAUGAUCUGCCUAACGGUCUCUAAGUCGGCUAAGAAGAACAAAGACCCUGAGUUCGAGGCCUUCAAGAAAGAAAAUAAGAAGGAGAAGUGGAGUCACGUGGAGGAGGGCCUUCACGCCGAAGCUUUCGACCUCAUCGCUUCUGGGGAGACUUUGACGUUUGAGAGAAAGUUGGAUGACAAGUUCGGGUGCAUCUUCACGUACGCGGUAAAACCUGGCGGAGUGCCGACUGAGGAAUGGAGACUGACCAUGACAAUGAGCCCCGAUGCAACCGCAUAUUCCUGUCAGCUUAGGGUAGAAAGGAAUGAGCAGAGGUCAGACCUGAUGUUUGAGCACUUCCAGCUGAAGGUGGACGGACAUCAGCGCUACGGUUACAGUGACUGCCAUAGAAGCGAGGAGGUGAGCCUGGACAAGUCUGAGUGGACUGUGGACGAGACAGCGCUGAAAGUUUCUAGCGUCCCCGAAAAGUUUGGCGGAAAAGUGUCUGCAGUCUUCUUGGUGACGGCAAUACACGUGGACCACGAUGAGCUGUGACGUCACAGAAGUCAUCUCAAGACCAUCAACGUUUUUUCUGUAGUUCUAAAAAAUAUGCAACAGUAAUGAUAAUACUGGGAUUUUUAUUCUGGCAAUCAGACUGACAUGCAAUCUCACAAAGUAGUGAAUGUUAGGGUUAAAUCUCAGAGGGAAAGAGAUGGCUUCGUGUCCAUUACUAAAAUCACGUUACAACCUUGUAUUAUGUACCUAUUUGUACUCCAUUACAUUAGUGCAUUUGCACGUUAUGUCAUAUAGUAUACGGAGCAGGUUUUGGUAUAAGCAGUACUGAUAGCAAUAUUCUUCAACAAAAAAGUGUAAUUAAAGUUCUGUUUUGACUGAAAAAUGUACUGAGCUGCUAUGGAAGCCUGUGGAAAAAGUAACCGCAUCAUUGCACUGUGGAAAGAUAGAACUCACUGUUACCAGUGGAUAAAACGCAAAGAUGUACCGUAGUUCUGAUGCACGCAUGCCUUGUGAGAUUACCUUGUUUCCGACAAUAAAUGUUUGCACCUUUCUA
Branchiostoma floridae (Florida lancelet) is the source of this 1204-nucleotide messenger RNA. Its product is annotated as myeloid-derived growth factor-like. Bases 121 to 690 code for a protein of 189 amino acids. The transcript has 6 exons. Gene Ontology annotation, biological process: positive regulation of angiogenesis; positive regulation of endothelial cell proliferation. The record is from RefSeq and is a predicted model, not a curated record. NCBI's taxonomy places the organism in Eukaryota, Metazoa, Chordata, Leptocardii, Amphioxiformes, Branchiostomatidae.